AUGGCGCUCUUUACUAGAUGGCUCAAUCCCAAGAAAGCGCCAGAAGUUGUUCCAUUGAUAACCGUAGAAAAAGAUGAUUUUUCAAUUCAAGUCCAUCAAGAAAACCUACAACAACUAUUCGAUUUAGAACAAUUGCAUAAAACCAAGGUUGUGAUUAUCGGCAUUAGUGGAAAGAGUCGAUCUGGCAAAUCUUUACUUAUGGACAUCAUCAAGCUCUUUGUACAAGAAAAGAUUGUUAACGCUCAAGAAGCUGGUCUUGCAUCUCGAGCGUGGAAACUUAUCGCUGGUGAAAAUGAAUGGUUAACGGCCGAUAAAUUGCAAAAAUCGCAGGCUUCCCACUUUAUGAACUUUCAACCUGCUAUGAAUGCCAAAGGCAUCUAUGCUUAUAAGCAACCCUUACUAUGUAAAACAAAUGAUGAUGAUAAGGUCGUAGUUGUUUUUCUCGAUACCAACGGUUUCUGUGGUAACGAAUUCCACUUGGAUAAAACUAUCUUCAUUCUGAUGUCUCUAAUCUGCUCACAUCAUAUUAUUAAUGUCCAAACCCAUUGCGAUGACACUGAAUUCGCUAUUUUAAGUACACUGGAAAACUGUUUCAAUCGAGCAAGUGAGAAGUGUGACGUAAAACUACUCUUUCCGAGAGCUACCGUGAUUGUUCGAGAUUCUUUGGCAAAUAAUGAACAACUCGGUUUAGUCGAAAAUACUACAGCAAUGCGUGUCGUAACGGGAGCGGACAAAGUUGAUAGAAUUUUAAGUAAACAUUAUCGAGAUGUGAAAUGGUACCUUUUCCCGACAACAUCACCUGUUAAAGACGGCAACGAAAACUCAGCUGUUGGUGUUGAUAUUUUAUUAAGCGACAAAGAUGAAAUGAAGCGACAGCUGAUUAAUUUUUGUAAAGACUUUUGUAAUCCUGAAAAGCUGGAAGUUAAAAGUGUAUUUAACCAUGUCAUGAUUUUCCCCGAAGUAUUACGUCAUAUCAACAAAAUAUGUCGCCUUUUCCAGUGCGACCCCAAGACGGAUGCUGUGUCGCAUCGGGCAACUUUGCCAAGUGCAGAACGACUCCACGAGGGAAUAGUUAUGUCGAUGUGCGAUGAGGGAAUUCAAUCUCUAAAGAAAGAUUAUAAACAAUACGUCAAAGUUGUACAGUCAGAAGUCGGUAAUGUGGUACCAGAAGAUAAACUAGAGGAAGUCAAAAUCAUAGUUCUUCGAAAAACACUAAAAUUUAUGGACAGUUUUAAAAUCGCGGGAUGUGCAGAAGUUGUUGAAUGUUAUAUAGAUAAAGCAUAUAAAGAUUUACUGGUUAUUCAUGCAGAAUCAAAAGCAGUCUUAAUACAAGCACAGAAUGAAAAACUUCAGAGUGAAAAGAAGCGAGCUAAUGAAGAAAUUAAAAACUUAACUCAAGAAAAUAAAAUUUUAUUGGAUAAUUUACAAAAAGAAACAGAUAAACGAUUAUCAGCGGAAGAAAAAUUGGAUCUGACAACCAAAGAAUUAGAAUAUGAGAAGUCGGAGGUGGAAGAGUUAGAAAAGGAAUUGGAAGAUACCAUGCAAUUAUUAAAUGAAUUGAAAAUAGAAAGAUUACCUGUCUCCCCUAGAACUGUAGUUAAGAAAGAAAAAGAAGAAUUUGACAACGAAGAAAAACCAACCCCUGAAAGCAUUGAAAAGGUAGAUGUAACAGAAAGAGCUUUAAAGGAGAGCAUACAAGAAGAAAAAAACAAACGAAUACUGCUUGAAGAGACAUUACAUAUGACAAUCAAGGUAUUGAAAGAAAAGGAUUUUGAUAAUGUCAAAUUGCAAAAAGAGCUAGAAGAAACCAUGCAAGCAAUAAAUCAAAUGGAAAGUAAGGAAUUGCAAGCUACAGGUGCUCACUCAAAAGAAGCCGAAAUCAAGGAGGGAAAUGAGGAGAUUCAAAAUGAGAAGCAGAUCAGGGAAGGAAUCGAAACGUUACCUCAGGAAGAUGCAACCUAA
Trichoplax adhaerens is the source of this 1962-nucleotide messenger RNA. RefSeq lists its product as uncharacterized. Gene Ontology annotation, molecular function: GTPase activity; GTP binding. The record is from RefSeq and is a predicted model, not a curated record. The coding region runs from base 1 to 1962 and encodes 653 amino acids. The transcript is spliced from 12 exons. Gene Ontology annotation, biological process: protein homooligomerization; endoplasmic reticulum organization. NCBI's taxonomy places the organism in Eukaryota, Metazoa, Placozoa, Uniplacotomia, Trichoplacea, Trichoplacidae.